CCUGGCUUAUAAGCCUUGAAAGAAAUAGUAGAUACUGAUAAAUAUACUGCUUCACAGGAUAUUAAAAUAUAAUCAAUAUAUAUACUUCUCCUGUUAGGCAGAGCUAGCCUUACGCUUAGUUAAAGCACGUCCCAUAAUAAUUUUUUAGGCGCCAUUUGUUUCUCAAAAAAACUUUAGUUUAUUCCAAAUCAAUUUGACAACUGAAAAGAAAUUAACCUAAAGUUUAUUUAACUAAAGUUUAUAAAGCAUUUAAUUAUUGACAAAAAUAUACUUGAGUAAAAAAAGGUUAGACAUAAUGAAAAAGAGUGGAAUAAAAAUAUUGUGUGCAGUGUGUAAGAAUUCAAGAAAAUAAUUGCUUUGUUGACUAGACGUGAAUUAAAUUUCUAUUAAUAUUUAUUUACUUAUUUAUAAACUAAUUUAAAAUUUGUUUUGAUAUAUCUGUGCGUGUGAGUGUAUCUACACUUCGUUAGGUUAAGGCGCGCCUUCUUCCCCAACUAUUAGUAUGCUGUUUGUGGGGCGUGUGAGAUAGCGUCUCAGUGGGUUGUUUGGGCUCAGUGGGUGGGUAUCGGCUAAUGCAGCCCAUUCAGGGUCUGGGCCGGGCCUAUAAAAGCCGAGGGUUUUUUUCAAAGCCACACUUACAAUGUUGUUGGCAAAAUUUGUGAUUCUUCUAGUGCUGCAGGCUGCCGUGGUAGUUGUGGUCGGCGUCUGCCUAAUACCCGAGCCUGUGAAGCGGCAACGGUCGCUGGUGGAUGAGCUCUGGAGCAGGCGACCGCGGCUUGAUGGCCGCAUUGUGGGCGGCCGACGCAUAAACAUAACGGAUGCACCCCAUCAAAUUUCGUUGCAAACAUCGGCUCACAUCUGCGGCGGCUCGUUGAUCUCCGAACAGUGGAUACUAACGGCGGCGCAUUGCACCGAGGGCAAAACUGCGGAUCGGCUGCGCGUGCGAUUGGGCAGCUCGGAAUUCUCGCGGCAUGGGCAGCUGUUGCACGUGCAGAAGAUUGUGCAACACGAAAAGUUCAAUUUCACGAAUGUGGACUACGAUUUCUCGCUGCUGCAGCUGCGGGAACCGAUCGAAUUUGAUGAUACCAAAAAGGCCAUCAAGCUGCCGGAACCGGAGCAAAUGUUUGCGGACGGUGAUCCGUGCUUUGUCAGCGGCUGGGGCAACACACAGAAUCUGCUGGAGCCACGUGAGUGGCUGCGCCAGGUGCAGGUGCCGCUGGUCAAUCAGCAGCUCUGCAGCGACAAGUACAAGCAAUACGGCGGCAUUACGGAGCGCAUGAUCUGUGCGGGCUACAUGGCGGGCGGCAAGGAUGCUUGCCAGGGCGACUCCGGUGGUCCCAUGGUCAACGAGGCGGGCGUUCUUGUGGGCGUCGUAUCCUGGGGCUAUGGCUGCGCCAAGCCCGACUAUCCCGGCGUCUACUCCAGAGUGGCCCAGGCGCGUAACUGGAUCAAGGAGCACACUGGCAUCUAGCUAGCGCAUUAUCUUAAUAAAUAAGCAACAACAACAGCAA
Molecule: messenger RNA, 1511 nt
Organism: Drosophila virilis
Lineage: Eukaryota; Metazoa; Arthropoda; Insecta; Diptera; Drosophilidae
Product: trypsin-1
Biological process (GO): plasminogen activation; smooth muscle cell migration
Molecular function (GO): serine-type endopeptidase activity
Source: RefSeq, a predicted model, not a curated record